This is a messenger RNA of Puccinia triticina, 2049 nucleotides long. RefSeq lists its product as uncharacterized. The transcript is spliced from 17 exons. Gene Ontology annotation, cellular component: cytoplasm. NCBI's taxonomy places the organism in Eukaryota, Fungi, Basidiomycota, Pucciniomycetes, Pucciniales, Pucciniaceae. The coding region runs from base 1 to 2049 and encodes 682 amino acids. The record is from RefSeq and is a predicted model, not a curated record.
AUGGAUCGAGAGAAACCACCGCUCUCAGUUUACGCGGUCAUCCUCGUCAGCUUUGAUCAUGCACUCGGACCAACAGUCGAAUGGAGCUUCCCAGCAAGCCUAGCAGAACACGACGCACUCAGCCAACAGAUCAACCGAAACCUGCCCUUCCUGGCUCUGCCCGAUGGAGCCCAUCUCAAAACUGAAGACUAUUCCUACUUCCAUCUCUUCCUGCCUCACCUGUCGACCGACUCAACUAUCUUUGGUAUCUCUUGUAAUCGACAAAUCGUCAGCACGGAUCUUAUCAAUCCAGGCGCAGAUGUCACAAGGUCCACAGUCCAAAAAGCAGUCGUUGUGCUCGCCAACCAACCUGUGUUCGGAUGUAUCAGAGACAAACUAGGAGUCGUCACCCGAGCGCUGUUUGCCCAGAGGGACUUCACAGACCGCUCGAUCCUCGAAGAUUUCUACCACAGCUUAGCGGCCUCCUUCAAGGUAGGACUCGGCGAGGGGGGCGGGGAGGUGACGAUGCGACUGGCCGAGCCACCCAACGAUCAGCAAGCCUGUCCCUCCACUAGCCCUGCAAGCUCCACCAACGGCGCCGAGUCAACCCUCGAUCCCGAACAAGAGGCUCGGCGGGCAGAGGCACUCAGGAUCAAGAAGGGCAAACAGAAGGAACGGUCAGGUGAGGCUGCUAUGUACAUGGGUACCAACCUGCGUGAAUUGAUACAUCACUUCAGAUUGAAAACUCUGCAGUUGGUCAAGCUGUUGCUCUUACAACGCCGGAUUAUGUUCUAUGGACAUCCUGUGGAAAGCUUGUGCACCUAUCAAUACUCACUCGUCUCUUUAAUCCCAUGUCUACUAGUCAACCUGGAAGACUCCGGCUCACCCAUGCUGGCCGAACGGUCUCGAAAAAUCUCCCAACCGACGUCCCUUCAAACCUCUGAUCGCCACAGUCUAUUGAAAUACUUCGGACUGCCCUUGGACAUUUUCGGACAAGAUUCCUUCUUCCAACCUUAUUUACCCCUGCAACAGAUCGACCUCUUGAAAGCUUCAACAUACUUGGUCGGAACAACAAAUACGAUUUUCCAGCAGCAAAAGGAUUGCAAGAUUGAUGCUAUUGCUAACAUCGAGCUUGCUACCCUGGAGUUGAAAGAUCCCAAGCUCGCUAGUUUGAUCGCCCUUACCUCCGCAGAUCGGAAAUGGAUGGACGAGUUAAUUGAAGCUGUUGAUUCUUCUUGGAACGAGGAUGACCCUUCCCGGCCUAUUGGAAAUAAGUUUUUGGGGAGCGACGAUUAUCUUCGGAGGGAAUUCGAGAAUUAUGUUUGCUCGGCCUUGUCGGUGGUCAAGUAUUCAGAUUAUUGUGAGAAUAGUAGAGGGGGUGGACCGACAUUAGGUAAUAAUGAAUCGGCUAAUGCUAGCGUCGCGGCUUUCAACGAAGUCUUUAUCCAAGCAUUCAAAACUACGCAUGCAUUCAAGUUAUGGGACAAGCAUACGGAUAGUGUGAUCUUCGACUUGAUCGACCCGCGGCAUCCUUGCGAGGGCCGAGUGUCGGUGGUAGAGGACGUAGGAAUUUGGUUAUCGCACGGGAUCAAAGACCUCAAGCUCGACGAAACGCUCUCCAAAAGCUCCGAGAGCGUCUGGAAAUUGGCUUCUAGUAUCCGCACCGACUUUGCAAAACGACAGGCCGAGUAUAAGGAGAAAUCCAUCCUCCAAAGCAACCCUGCCAAAUCCUCGGAGCAGGGCACUGCGGCCGCCGUCGGCGGUGCGGUUGACUCGAGCAAUGUGGCCGAGGAAAGGGACGUGGCGAAAGAUGCUAACGGGGAAAACGCAGCAGAGCCCCCUCCGAUUCCGUCCCGAGCAUCAUCCAUUGCGACCUCCUUCAGCAGCUUCUUCUUCGGCACCAACAGUACCAACGCCAACGGAGAUACAAACAGCGGCACUGUCCCUCACACCUUGCCAACCAAGAACGGCCGGCCGGCAUCCAUCGGCACGGAUAUCGCUAAUAACUCUUCUAAGACUGGCGCGACGACUACUGCUUCCCCUAUCCAGUCGUUCUUCCGUUAUAGCUGA